This is a messenger RNA of Umbelopsis ramanniana AG, 981 nucleotides long. RefSeq lists its product as uncharacterized. The transcript has a single exon. Lineage: Eukaryota; Fungi; Mucoromycota; Umbelopsidomycetes; Umbelopsidales; Umbelopsidaceae. The record is from RefSeq and is a predicted model, not a curated record. Bases 62 to 877 code for a protein of 271 amino acids. Gene Ontology annotation, molecular function: oxidoreductase activity, acting on the CH-OH group of donors, NAD or NADP as acceptor.
CUCAACCCUCCAAAAAACCAUAUCCAUAUCCAAAUCAAAAUCAAAUUUAAACAACACAACCAUGACUUCAUACCUAGUAACAGGCGCUUCCAGAGGCAUUGGUCUCGAGUUCAUUCGUCAGCUCAGCGAAGACUCCAAGAACACUGUCAUUGCCCUUGUCCGAAAUGCUGCCAAGUCCGUCUAUCUGCAAGAAAUCACUCAUCUUCCUAACGUCCAUGUGGUGGAAGGCGAUGUCACUUCAAUCGAGACUAUGAAAAAGGCAGCCGAAAGUGUUACCGCUAUCACUGGUGGCACAUUGGACUAUAUCAUUGAAAACGCUGGUGGAGACAUAGGAACAGACACUUCUCUUGCUAAUCCAAACAGGGAUCCUUCGACCCUCGUCGAAGAGCUUAAAGGAAACUUUGAGCUGAAUGCCGUGUCAGCAGUCAUCACCACCAACGCAUUUUUGCCCUUGCUGCGUAAAGGCAAGGCAAAGAAAAUCAUCCUUAUCUCUUCAGCAAUAGGAGACCUUGAGUUCACCCGAAUCACCGGAUUUGUAGGCAUCCCAGCCUAUGGUGUUAGCAAAGCUGCAUUGAACUACAUCGCUCAAAAGUAUGCUGCUGAAUUGGCUGCCGAGGACUUUGUUGUUUUGGCGUUGUCACCAGGACUUGUGGAUACUAGUAGCACUAAGGAAGGGGAACAAACUCAGCCUUCAGAGGAGGAUAUAAAGAAAAUGCAAGCUAUUUUUGAACAGUGGGCCAAGUCUCAACCUGAUUGGGAUCGGAAGCCAUUGACAGUUCAAGACUCUGUUACCAAACAGCUUAAGGUGAUUUCCUCUGUAGGCCCAAAGGAUAGCGGAAAACUGUUGUCGCAGAACGGCAAUACUGCUUGGUUGUAAAGUGCUAGCCGUGCUUUAGUGAAAGUUAGCUGUCACCAUAGAGUAUAAUUUUUUGUUCAUUAACAUUAACGAAUAAAACUAUAUCUUACUGUAGCAAUGUCGUA